GUCGAUAUACUGGACUAUAAAAGCGGUAUUUUUCACACCUUCUCCUGCCCCUUGAUCUCACGUUCUCUUUUCUUGAUCGCACCUGCAUCUCCACAUCGAAAUCCUCUCAUCGCCUAGUCCUUCCAUCCUCCAUCCUCCUUUUCUCAUUUUCACUCCUCCCGCUCCUCCCUCUCAUUUCAAGGCAUAUCAGACAAGCAAGGGGAUUGUGCCACCAUGUCGCUCAACACCACAGCCCACCAGAACCAGGCUGAGGACCAACAUAUCAGUUCACCCUCUUCCUCAGCAUCAGCACCGACACCAGCACCAGCAAUACCCCCGACAUCCCUUUCUCUCUUCUUCCUCCCUCCAGAACUCGUCUCCACGCUCGUCCUCAAGACCCAGACCGAAGAUCAAGCCAUUGACCCGUCUGAACUCAAUCCAAUCCCGAUCCAUACCCGCGAGAGUAAGACCGCUGCGGUCGUGACCUCUCUGGACAAUGCGGUUCCCUCCUGCAGAGUCUGCGGUAUAGCCCAAUUCGAAAGCGUUCAGAAGCAACGUGAGCAUGCCAAGCUGGACUGGCACCGAUAUAACCUCAAGCAGCAGCUUCUCGAUAAACGCGCCAAACCCAUCACGGAGCAUCAGUUUGAGAACAUGAUGCAGGAUCUCUCAAGUAUCUCUGGAUCCGACAGCGAGGACAGUACAAGCGAAGACGACAGCAGCAGCCAUAAAGAUAAUGUUGAACACACGGGGGAAGCGGAUCAGGAGGCACUUGUUAAGUCACUGAUGAAGAAGCUGGAGCUUACGGUUAAGCAGAGCCAGAAGACGCGUCAGCAGGAUCCGAUGCUUGUGCACCAGCAACGGACUUUGGAGCAACAGCUUCUCGAGGCCAGGAUGUCGCCCAUGAUCUGGUUCACUAGUCCGCUUUACGAUGAAACUGUGCGACUAGGGAUCUACAAGAACGCUCUGCCGAGCAAGGGACAGUCUGACAACAUUGUGGAGUAUCUGAAGUCGCUCCAGUUCCCUGUGGCACCCGUCAUCAAGAAGCAGAAGAAUAAUAAGGCCAGGAGAGAGGCCAGAAGGGCUGCGGCCGCUGGCACAGCUGCAGUGGAGUCCACGCCAGAGUCAUCAGAACAGCCCGGUACAGACAGUAGUCUUCAGGAACCCAUCAUCAACCCUUCAGAGCCAGUCCUAACUAAGGACGAAGAUCGGGAUGCUUCGAAGGAAACUCUACUGGAUCAGGAAGCGGACGAGGAAGAGGAAGAGGAGGAACACGAACCGGACUGGAUCAAGUACGAAAGAGCAAAGCAUCUCCAUCAGACAACUCCUAUGAAACCUGCAAACCAGGCCAGAUAUUGGACUCUCAUCAUGAUCGGUGGUGGCCAUUUUGCGGGCGUGGUUGUCGAUCUUGCUGGUCAGCUCUCUUCCCACGGUCGAGAGUUGAAAUUGGUCGCACACAAGACAUUCCAUCGCUACACUGUCCGACGCAAGCAAGGAGGAUCGCAGGGGACGCACGGAAUUGCCAAUUCUGCGGGUGCGCGUAUUCGUAUGUACAACGAGGAGGCCCUCAAACUCGAGGUCCGUGAGCUGCUGGACGGUUGGUCGCAUUGGAUCAAGCAGAGCGAGUGUGUCUUUGUUCACUCUCCAGGAAACAAUCGCCGUGUGCUGUUCUACGAGAACUCUGUGAUUUCGGCCGCGGAACGCCAGGGACGCCUUCGAUCCAUUCCCUUUAUGACAAGAAGGCCCACACUUUCGGAGCUCAAACGCGCAUACCAGGAGCUGACGACCGUCAAGGUGUCCGUGUUGACCAAGAACGCACUGAGGCGCAAGGAGGCGGCAGAACAAGAGGCACUGGAGAGGGCUUUGAGUGCUUCGCAUGCCAAAUCGGCCAAGGACCAGGACGGUUUGGGUGAUAUUCAGAAAGAGCCUGUUGUACCAGAUCUAUCGCCAGAGCUGGCAAAGCUGAUCGAGCUUGUGAAGAAGGGGCGUGCAGAGGCCAUGUCGAGUCAAUUGCUGAAGCAUGGAAUCGAUGUGUCUCAGCUCUUGCCGCUCACCACAAGCACAGAGUACGACAUUCGAAGGACACCAACAAUUCUGCAUUUGGCGUCUCAUCAUGGUCAGGCACAGGUGGUCAAGUUGCUUCUUGAGAAACAUUUGGCUGACCCUACGACUACUUCGGCUUCGACCUUGAGCAACCAACUGGAAGCAGGAGAAGAAGAAUCCUCUGCGCUCGGGGCCGGAUCAUUCACGGCUUAUGAUAUUGCUAAGGACAAGGAGACAAGAAACGCAUUCAGGAGAGCCAUGGCACUUCUUCCCGAGGCCUGGGACUGGAUCGGUGGGGCUCAUGUUCCUUCAGCACUUACCCCGGAAAUGGAAGCGGAACAGGAGAGAAAGGCCAAGGAAAAGACACGCAAGCUUCUGGAGGCCGAGCGUGACCGCAAAAAGACCCGUGAGGCCAGUCGACCCACGGCACCUGUUGGCCAAAAUUUGACGAAAACGUCUUCACCUGCGUCGUCUAGUGUCAUGACCAAGAACAUGGCUAGCAUAUCUGCGGCCAAUACACAUUUAUCUCCAGAGAUGCGUAUGCGUCUGGAACGUGAACGACGAGCGACUGCGGCGGAGGCACGUAUGGCGGUGCAAAGGCAGGCAGAGACAACUCGGAGAGCUGUGCAGGAGGGCAAGAACGUGUGCGUCGCGUGUGGCAAGAGUCUCGACAACCUGACACCCUUUGACAAGUUUGGGCGAAAGUUCUGCACAACUGAAUGUGUUGCGAAGGGUCCAGCCUAGAAGUGAUGUAUUCAUCAUAAUCAUCAAUAAACAAGAUAGAAAAGAGUUGCAAGAACGC
Messenger RNA from Gamsiella multidivaricata, 2821 nucleotides. RefSeq lists its product as uncharacterized. The record is from RefSeq and is a predicted model, not a curated record. The transcript has 2 exons. NCBI's taxonomy places the organism in Eukaryota, Fungi, Mortierellomycota, Mortierellomycetes, Mortierellales, Mortierellaceae. The coding region runs from base 214 to 2763 and encodes 849 amino acids. Gene Ontology annotation, molecular function: protein binding.